This is a messenger RNA of Plasmodium vinckei vinckei, 2739 nucleotides long. Its product is annotated as pre-mRNA-splicing factor SYF1, putative. Bases 1 to 2739 code for a protein of 912 amino acids. Gene Ontology annotation, cellular component: U2-type catalytic step 2 spliceosome; Prp19 complex; post-mRNA release spliceosomal complex. The transcript has 5 exons. Gene Ontology annotation, molecular function: protein binding. Gene Ontology annotation, biological process: mRNA splicing, via spliceosome; generation of catalytic spliceosome for first transesterification step. NCBI's taxonomy places the organism in Eukaryota, Apicomplexa, Aconoidasida, Haemosporida, Plasmodiidae. The record is from RefSeq and is a predicted model, not a curated record.
AUGGAUGAAUUAGGGAAUGUAUAUGAUUGUGAUUUGCUUUUUAAUAAUGAUGAUACAACUUUUGGGGAAGAUGGAAAUAAUUGUGACGAUACAGUAGCAUGGAAAAAUGAGGAAAAUGAAAGCUACUUGAAAAAUAUCGACUUUGAUAUAAAAAAUAAUAUGGAUAAAAUAUCAACACAAUAUUUAUUUUUAUAUAUAAACACAUAUAAAGAAAAGAAUAUAAAAAAUGUAAAAAAAUUAUAUAAUUUAAAAUUUUAUGAUAUACAUUUGAAAAAAGAUGAAUACUCUCUGUUGGAAACCGAGCACAACAUUGUAGAGUAUUGCAUUAAUGAGCUGAUAAAUAAAGAAAAUGAAAAGAUUGAAAAUAAUAGUGAUGAUAUGGAGGAAGAGCAUAAAUAUUAUUUAUUAAAAAUUUAUGAAACAAUUUUAAAACAUUUUCCUUACAGCUUUAAAAUAUGGUAUCAUUAUAUAAAGGAUAGUAUUGAAAUGAUUAGUGAUAUAUAUUAUAAUAAUAAAAAAGAAUAUGAAAAAAUUAAUAAAAUUUUUGAAAAUUGUCUUUUAUAUUUAUAUAAUUUUAAAAGUAUAUAUAUUAUGUAUAUACAAUUUUUAUAUAUUCAAAGAAAUGUAAAAAAAAUAAGAGAAGUUUUUAAUAAAUCUUUACAAAAUAUUUGUCUAAAUCAACAUGAAGAUAUAUGGAAUUAUCAAUUAAAAUUUAUAUCAAAAAUAGAUAGUAAAUUAAUUAAUUAUGAAUAUAUAAAAAGAUAUGUCACAAUAUAUCCUGAACAAGUCAUAUUUUUAUUUAAUCAUUAUAUUAAAUAUAAAAUGCAUAAACAAGCUUUAAGCACAUUUUUUUAUAUAUUAAAUAAUGAUGAUAUAAAUUUUGAUUUAGGAGAUAAAACUAAAUAUGAUUUAUAUAAAGAUAUAUUUAAUUUAAUUAAUUCAUCAAAAGUGUUAAAUAAUGAUGUUAUGGAAAUUUUAAGAAAAAAUCUGGAUAUUUUUAAAAAUUAUGAAAAUAUUACAUCAAUAUAUAUAUUAUUAGCUAAUAAUUUUGUAUAUGAAGGGAGAUGGAAUAAAGCUAUGGAUAUAUAUGAAGAGGGAAUAUCUGAAUCAUAUUCUAUUAAUGAUUUCUCUGUACUUUUUGAUAAUUAUAUAGAAACAUUAAAGGUUUUGAUAGAUCUCAAAAUACGAGGCCAGGGUGGAAAUUCCAUUAAGCUAGCCAAUAAAACUAACCAAGAUGAAGAAACGGAUGAAAGUGAAAGUGAAAAUGAAAUGGAUAUUUCUGACGAUUUUAUUAUUGAUUUAUAUAUGGAUAAAAUAAAUUAUUUGUUAGACAAAAGAAAAAUAUAUAUUGCAGAUAUAAAACUUAAAAAUAAUAAAAAUAAUGUAUAUGCAUGGUUAAGUAAAAUUGAUGUUAUAGAUAAUGAAAAUGAAAAAAUCGAUUUAUUUAAUCAAUGUUUAAAAUUUUUUAAAGACAAUGAUUAUACUGGAAAAUUAAGUGAUGUAUAUAUUACCUAUGCUUAUUAUUAUUAUAAUAAUAAUAAUUAUAAAGAAUCAGUAAAUGUUUUUCAUAAAGCUAUAGAAGAUACAAAUAUAAGAAGUUUAAAUGAAAUGGCAAAUAUAUUUUGUUCAUGGAUCGAAUUAGAAAUAUUAGAAAAAAAUUAUAAUGAAGCAUUACAAAUUGCUAGAUUAUCCAUCGAUUUUAAUAAAAGUAAUAAUUUUGAUAAAAAAGGAUUACAAAUAGUUAGUUACAAUCCUGAUACGACAUCAAUCAGGAAGGAUAAUUCCAAUUAUGGCUUUAAAAAUGUACAAAAUAAAUUUAAUUUAAAAAAUUCUAUAAAAUUAGUAUGUUUAGUAUUAGAUAUGGAAAUAAAUUAUGGAACUGUUGAAACAGCUUUAUGUAUGUUUGAUUUAUUAUAUCAUUCUAAAAGUAUUACUAUUAAAAUGGUUUUGUCAUUUGCUAAUUAUUUAUAUGAACAAAAAUAUUUUAAUGAAUGCUUUAAAGUAUAUGAAAAGGCUAUUUCUAUUUUCCAUUAUCCAUAUUUAUAUCCAAUUUAUGUUAAUUAUAUUAAUAAAUAUAUUGAAAGAUAUAAAGAUAAAAAUAUUUCGUAUGUACGUGAAUUAUUUAAACAAGCCAUAUAUGGAACGGAUAAUAAAACAUAUGUCCCUAAAGAAUUUUCAAAGUACAUUUUUUUAAUGUAUAUUUCGUUUGAAGAAAAUUAUGGAUUUCUGAAAAAAUCUUUAAGUAUUUACAAAGAGGCUAUUCCAUUUUUGGAGGAGCAAGAUAAAAUUAAAUUUUACAAAAUAUUUAUUUCGAAGAUAUCCAAAUCGUUUGGAAUUCACAAAGCUAGAGAAGCAUUUGAAGAGGCUAUUCAAACGCUGACAGAUGAUCAAGCUAGAGAAAUUUGUUUGUUGUAUAUUGAUAUGGAAUACAAGUUAAAUGAAUAUGAUCGAGUAAGAGCACUUUAUGUAUAUACUGCUCAGUUUACAAAUCCAUUGAAAUUCCCCAAAUUUUUCCAGGAUUGGAGAGAAUUUGAGGCAUUGUAUGGAAAUGAGCACACAUUUAGAGAUAUGAUAAGAAUUAAAAGAAGUGUCCGGAGUAUGUUUACAAAUUCAAAUAGUGCUUCAUUUAAGGAUAAGCACGAGGAAACAGAAGAAGGAAAAAUAGAAGAUACGAAAAGAAAAUUAAUGGAAAUUAUUGAAAAUGAAACAGCUGAAAAUAAAAAAUUAAAAAAAAUAUAA